Molecule: messenger RNA, 2349 nt
Organism: Botrytis sinoallii
Lineage: Eukaryota; Fungi; Ascomycota; Leotiomycetes; Helotiales; Sclerotiniaceae
Exons: 7
Coding region: 1-2349 (782 amino acids)
Cellular component (GO): nucleus
Molecular function (GO): DNA binding; ATP-dependent chromatin remodeler activity; ATP binding
Source: RefSeq, a predicted model, not a curated record
AUGGCUUCCAAUUUUCCCAAUCCCUCUCUUGUACUCGAUUCGCCUGCGGUAAAACGGCAAAGAACCGAAUCAGGUUAUACAUCUAUCAGCAAUUCUGCGAGAAAUACAGAUACCUAUAAUUCAGAUGCGGAUGAUGGAGAUGAUAUUUUCAAGGAUUAUGUGCCUGAUACGCCAGCGACAGCUAAGAAGUUUCGAAACGCAACCCACACAGAUUAUAGAUUGGACCACUACCAGAAGUUCGAGACUCAAGCUACCCAGAUAAUCGAUCGAUCUGCUUCGCUGGCAUACCCACCAAGUUCCCCAAAUAUCAACAGCUUGAAUGGUGUACAAGUACCUGCUUCAUCACCUUUACGACAAUCGCCUACCCCAAGGAAGUUUUUUGCAUCUGCAAUGGCACCUGCUGGAACUGAAUACAGAGCAACAUUUGGAAUCAAUCAAAAGCCCAUCGCCCCUCCAAGGAAGAUCAUAAACUUGGAUAGUGAUGACGAGGAGCCGUCAUUUGUUGGAGACAGUUCUGACGACGAUGACGAACUAGCCAGUGCGGAUAUCAAACCUACAUCGUUCGUUUCAAAGAGUGCUUCUUUUGGGUCUACAGGCUAUCCAGAUGCUUCGCGAUCAUUCAAUGGCAAUUCUAAAUUCAAAACGCUCUCGCCAAGGCUGCCAAUCCAGGAUAUUUCAAUCAAUGACAUUCCAGAUGAUGAGCUCAGAAUGAAAGCUCAGCGCAUCAAGGACAUCUUUCCAGGGGUAUCUAUCAUGGAGACCAAGGAUGCUUUGCUCGUGACCAAGAACGAUUUUGAUGCUGCUUGUAGCUUGCUUGCCAAAGAUAAGCCUAUUGAGGUUUCCGACGAUGAGGACGAAAUUCAAGAGAUCACUGCCUCAGAAAUGGCUGAACCUCAGAUGAGAAGAGGUCUUGCGAAACCUAUCAAGUCAAUCAGGGACCGAUAUACUUCUACCCAAAAUCAGUCUACGCAAAGACCGGCUCCAGUACCAGCUCAAGCUACCACGCCACCAAAAACAAGGAAAAGACUUAUGAAAGGACGUAGAGAUCCAACUUCCCCUGCAGCUGCCUCUUCUCCAGUCAAGUCUCCAGCCAAGUCUCUCAUGAAGUUGGCUUCAUCCCCAGUCAUCAUAGAUAUGUCUGAUGAUGAUUCUGACCUUGAGCAGGAGGAGGAAAUCGAAGAAGAUCCAAUUCUGGAGGAUCGACUACUCAAGUACUUGAACAAAUGCACAUUGGAUGAUCUUAUUGAACUUACCAAUACCACCAAGAAUAACGCCCAAGCAAUGUUGGACAGUCGACCUUUCAGGAGUCUUGAUGCUGCGAGAAACGUGUCAAAUGUUAAGACUUUGAAAAGUGGCAAGAGAAGUGCAAAAGCUCCUAUGGGAGAACGUCUCGUAGAAACUGCUUUGGAAAUGUUUUCUGGCUACGAGGCUGUGGAUCUCCUUGUCAAAAGAUGCGAGGAUCUCGCAAAGCCAUUGGAGGCUGAGAUGGCGAAAUGGGAUUCAAUUCUUUUGGGACUCGCAAGGAAGGAGAAGCGUGAUUCCGGAAUUGGCACUCCAAGCAGCACUUUAUCUACCAAUGGCGAGAAUGCUGAUGAGGACAAGAUCGUAUCCGCCAAACGUAGGAAAGCGAGUGUCGAAUUUUUGAAGAAGCCCUCGCUUAUGGCAGAUGAGGUUAUUCUGAAAGAUUAUCAAAUUGUUGGCUUGAAUUGGUUGAAUUUGAUGUACGAGCAGAACCUGAGUUGUAUUUUGGCAGAUGAUAUGGGUCUUGGAAAGACCUGUCAAGUUAUUUCGUUUCUUUCGCAUCUUGUGGCUACUGGUCGGACCGGGUCCCCAUGUUGUUUUUGGUCCUGCUGCGGUUUUGAGAAGUGGGGUCAAGAGUUCCAGAAGUUUGCUCCAAAAUUGGCUAUUCAACCUUAUCACGGUCCUGCGGCUGAACGUGUCGAGUUGGCUGAAUCCAUAUUUGGAGAAUCGAUUUUUCCGGAAGUUGGGAGCGACGUUUUGUUUGUGAUGAAGGUCAAUUUUGGAAGAUGGAGCGGACUCAAAAGAUAUCAAGCUUUGAAUAGGAUUCCUGCUAGCUUUAAGCUUUUACUGACGGGUACACCCCUUCAAAAUAACCUGGUCGAAUUGGUUACUUUACUUGCAUUCAUUCUUCCAGACGUUUUCAAGGAACGAGAAGAAGACUUGAAUUACAUUUUCAAAGCAAAGGCGACAACUCGAGAUACUGAUCAUGGAGCAUUACUUUCUGCUGAACGUAUCACUCGAGCCAGAUCUAUGCUAACUCCAUUCGUCCUACGACGAAAGAAGCAUCAAGUGGUGAAGCAUCUCCUAUCAAAGUGUAUGUCGGGUUGA